Plenodomus lingam JN3 is the source of this 723-nucleotide messenger RNA. RefSeq lists its product as uncharacterized. The record is from RefSeq and is a predicted model, not a curated record. Lineage: Eukaryota; Fungi; Ascomycota; Dothideomycetes; Pleosporales; Leptosphaeriaceae.
AUGUCUUUUCUCCGCACCACCACCCUGCGCGCCUCGACCCUCGCCCGCGCUGCCCGCCAGACGCCGCGUUACCUACGUACUGCGGAGCUCCAGCCAUGGCAACGAGCCGUCCAGCGCAGGACGUAUGCGAGCGCCCACGAAGGCGGCGCCCAUGCUAAGACCAGCGAUAUGCCCUGGGCUAUAGGUGCUGUUGUCGGUACGGCCGUCGGUCUGUACAUUGUCGUGAACCAGGACACCAGCGGUGGCCACCACGAAGACCACGGCGACGAUCAUGCUGAAAAACACCAUGAAGAGGAAGCGCCUGCCGAGGAUGAGUCGACCGAGGAAGAGUCCAAGACGGAUGCAGAGGACGACUCCAAGGACGAUGCCAAGACUGAGACCAAGGACAACUCCAAGGACGAGAAGACGGACGAAUCCAACGAGGACAUCAAGGGCGCCGCAGGGAACAGCGAGGAAAAGGACAACCAGUCACCGGACAAGUCCGACAUUGCCGAUCCUCGCAAGGCCGAGACCAAGAGCCAGAAUGAAACUUCGGGCAAGCAAAGGGGACUGUCCAAUGACGAUACCCACCAUACAUCGCAAAUCGCAAAGCAGCCCGAGAAGAGCAAGAAGGGCGAGGGUGUCGCUGAGAGUGCCAAGCUCCAGGGAACCGUCUCCACAGAUCGUCCUGGCGCUGAGAACAAGGAGGAGCGUGGCAAGUCCCAUAUUGACAAAGACGCUUAG